AUGUCUGCUGCUUCUGCUUCCAUUGUCAACUCCUCAGUCUUCAUUCUCACAGGCCUCCCUGGCCUGGAACAGUAUUACCCUUGGUUUGCAGUUCCCUUUUCCUGCAUCUACGCCGUGGUUUUCCUGGGGAACUGCCUGGUGCUGCAUGUGAUCCGGACGGAGCCCAGCCUGCACCAGCCCAUGUUCUACUUCCUGGCCAUGCUGGCCGUCACGGACCUGUGCAUGGGGCUGUCCACCGUGCACACGGUGCUGGGGGUCCUGUGGAGGCUCAGCUGGGAGGUCAGCCUGGAUGCCUGCAUUGCCCAAACUUACUUUAUCCACGGUCUGUCCUGCAUGGAGUCGGGAGUCCUUCUGGCCAUGGCCUUUGAUCGCUUUACUGCCAUCUGCAACCCUCUGAGAUACGCAUGCAUCCUCCCCAACAGUAGGGUCACUCGCCUCAUGGUGAGCAUUUUGAUGAGAAGCGCUUUGUCCAUUCUCCCUGUCAUCAUCCGUUUGAGGUUCUUCCAUUACUGCCGCCCUCAUCUCCUGUCCCACGCCUUCUGCCUGCACCAGGACCUGCUCCGGCUGGCCUGCUCGGACGUCCGCUUCAACAGCGUCUACGCUCUGGCUCUGGUGAUCUGCACCCUGUUGCUGGAUGCUGUCCUUAUUCUCGUCUCCUAUGUCUUCAUCUUGCAUGCAGUGCUGGCGAUCGCAUCUCCGACAGAGAGGCUCAAGUCUCUGCAGACCUGUGUUGCCCACCUCGGGGCCGUCCUGGUGUUCUAUGUCCCCAUUAUCGGUCUCACCAUGGUGCACCGCUUUGGGCAGCACCUCUCCCCUUUGGUCCAUGUCCUUAUGGGCCACGUCUACAUUCUCUUCCCACCCCUGAUGAAUCGUGUCAUCUACAGUGUGAAGACCCAGCAGAUCCGUAGUAGGAUGGAGAAGUGGUUUCCUCUGAAAAGGUAG
Phacochoerus africanus (Common warthog) is the source of this 942-nucleotide messenger RNA. Its product is annotated as olfactory receptor 51V1-like. NCBI's taxonomy places the organism in Eukaryota, Metazoa, Chordata, Mammalia, Artiodactyla, Suidae. The record is from RefSeq and is a predicted model, not a curated record. Gene Ontology annotation, biological process: G protein-coupled receptor signaling pathway. Gene Ontology annotation, molecular function: olfactory receptor activity; G protein-coupled receptor activity. Gene Ontology annotation, cellular component: membrane.